AUGUUUUCUGAGCGCACAUAUCAAGCUCAGAUCAUUCAAGAUGAGCUUCUACAUUCACAACGAGCUAAGAGAUUUGAUCCCGAGCCAGUUGCAGUCAACCAGGCCGGUGCAUUCAAGUCGAAAAUGAAGGAUUACUUCACUCUGUUCUUGGAGACCUCCUCUAUUCAUGGGCUGAACCAUCUGGUCGCAUCCAAGAGGCAUCCUUUUGAAGUCCUCCUCUGGCUCACCAUGGUGGGUCUGUCAGUAUUCGGCGCUAUGUACCUGUCUGGUACCACCUGGUCCCGCUACCAGUCCUCUCCGACUGUCUUGUCCAUGGACCGGGACAUGUUUGCAUGGAACACAACCUUCCCUUGCGUCACCAUCUGUCCUAACUCCAAACUGGACGCAAAGAAACUUAAUGCUUAUGUAGAAAGUUCACCAGAACCUGACAAAGAAACUCUAACCAAAUUCAUAAUUGGCAUAUCCAACGCUACCUACAAGAACUUCGACACUAUACCUUUAUUUGAGGGGAUACCGGGUGAUAAGUAUGUGGAGCUGGUACUCAAUUUGUCAGCAAACUUCAAGCCAACCCUCACCAUUGGAGCUACAGGGAUAAGCCUCAAUAUCAUACCAACAAUAACCGAGAUGGGACUGUGCUAUGCUGUCAAUUCGAAAGUUGCUAUUUACAAUUCACCUGAUUACAGAGCAGCCAAUAGAUGGGACCGAGUGAUAGUACAUAACAGUACCUUUUAUAUCCAUCCGUUGGAUGGCGAAGUGUUCGCUCAAGUCAUAAACUUGUCUACCUCUUACGAUGUCUACAUCCACGGACCUCUGGAGGUUCCAGAUAUAUCGACAAGACAUCAACACUCGGCUGAAGACUUUUACAUGAAACUCUAUGUUACAGCGUUGACUGUAUACACGUCAUCGGAGGCUGCUAAACUGAGUGUUGCUCAAAGACGUUGCCGGUUCCUUCAUGAGAAUAUAUUACAACAUAAUUCUGUUUACACAUACACAAUGUGCCGAAUGGAGUGCCGGAUACGACUCUGUCUCAAAUACUGCAAGUGUAUACCACACUUUUAUAGAAGAAUCGGCGACGAGAAAACAUGCGAUGUCAAAGGUCUUCAUUGUUUAGCGGAAUACAAAGACGAGUUGUACAAAUUGCAAGAUAAAGCAGGAAAGAAAAUCAACUGCGGUUGUUUUCCUAUAUGCGAUGAUGUUAACUAUGUAAUACAGUCCAAUGUACUACAAGAAUGGUUCCUCGGCACCAAUCUGCAGUGGGGCAUCGUUACUUAUCCCAGGAUGAGGUACAGACGCGACAUCAUCUUCGGCUUCACAGAUGUGUUAGUGGCUGUGGGUGGCAUGGCAGGAUUAUUCCUUGGUUGCAGUGUCCUCAGUUUCAUGGAAAUUGUAUACUUCCUAACAUUACGAUUGAUUUGUUACACGCAUAAGUCCGUUGUAUCUAAGUAG
This is a messenger RNA of Achroia grisella, 1446 nucleotides long. RefSeq names its product pickpocket protein 11 (gene ppk9). Gene Ontology annotation, molecular function: ligand-gated sodium channel activity. Bases 1 to 1446 code for a protein of 481 amino acids. The record is from RefSeq and is a predicted model, not a curated record. Gene Ontology annotation, biological process: sodium ion transmembrane transport. Lineage: Eukaryota; Metazoa; Arthropoda; Insecta; Lepidoptera; Pyralidae. Gene Ontology annotation, cellular component: membrane. The transcript is spliced from 10 exons.